AUUUUGUUAACCUAGCAUGUUAAAUACAGUUAGCAAACAAAACCAGGUAGUUAGUGAACCGACGACGUGUGUCCAGUUAGCUAGGUUUUCUGUGUGAUGUGUCUUGUCUUGUCAUUGUUUGUCCCCGGCUGAGGCAGCUUAAUAAACGGCAUGGUGCACACCCUGGCUGAUGCAAUGCUAGAACCAGAUUUAUAAUCCUUAGCUACCGGGUUAGCUUUGACUUUAACGAUUGUCAUGUUUCCUCGAUGAAGUAGUUAACUAGUUAACUAGUUGACCGGCUCGGUAAUCUGCCGCAAAUGAAAAGCGACUCUUUGCGAACACAAGUGAAGCAGACAUAGCUAAACCUCAUGAUGAUGCUCCAGGAUGGCUCAACACAGCUGCUCUGCCUCACAGCCAGCAGCGGGGUCCCUCUUUUCACAAGAGGAGCCUCCAAACAGCUGCCCUUCUCUAUCAUCGGCUCCCUGAAUGGUGUUCACAUGUUCGGAGGUGGUCAGGGAGUAGUGUUGUCCUGCAGUGAGACUGAAGGCGGAGGGACGGUGGUGUGGAGAGUUUUCCAGAACAGUGUGAUACUCAUCGCUGUGAGUGGAGGUGGCGCGGGCAGCACCAAAGAGCAGGAGGUUCGCUUACAACGACUCUUGGAGAAUGUGUGGAAUUGCAUGGUGCUGGUGUUGGGACAGGAUGAACUGGCCAACACGAGAAAUGUUGAGAGGCUGAAGAGAGACUUGCGCUCCUGCUUCGGCAUCAUUGAUCAGUUGCUGGAGGACAGGCAGGAGGGAAUCCUCGGUCACCUGACGCACUGCGUCGAUUCACUGUUGCCUCCAAACCCCAGUAGUCUUCAGGAAGCCGUGAAUGGCUUUGCCCAGGCUGCAGACAGUGAGUUUGGUUGCCUCAUGGUCCAUGGGCGAUUAGCUGCAGCAACUGAGAAGUGGUGGCGCCUAGCACCACAGGAAGUUGUGUUGCUUUCUGCUUUAAUGAGGUCCUUCUCAGGCUCCAGGUCAGUUUCUUGUGAUUACCCGGUUUUCCUUCCUCAGGGGAGCCCCACAGUGGCCCACCGCCUGCUCCGCUUCCAGCUGCUCCCUGGGGCAGAUGUGUAUGUCCUGUGUGGUCCUACCCCUUCCCUGCACAGAGCCGAGAGUGAGCUGGUGGGUCGAUUCUGGUCACCCCUUGUGGAGACCCUAAGAGACUGCCUGGCUGUUGGAGAGCAAUGCUUACCAGGAUCCGUAUCCUUGCGCCCUGAUGUACUGGCUCUUCUUCUCAUCAACCGUGAAACACGCCGCUCAGUCUCCUGUGUGCACACCUCCACUAGUCAUCCACUAGGUGACCCUCCUUUGCCCUCCAAGGCCCGCUGCUGGGAGCUGCUGAAGCUCUUCUACAUCUUCAGCAUGACACGCUACUUCACCCAGGAGGAGACGCUGUGUGUCUCCCCAGAGGAAAGUGCUGAGAGAGGCAACACUGAAGACUUUGUUCAUGGAUUCUCCCACCAGCCAGUACAGUGCUAUCUAGUUACAGAAGAGUGUAAAUGCUAUGGACUUCAGCUGAUCCCACUGUCGGUGCCCACAUUUGUGCUGCGCACAGUGGCCACACAGACUCUCUCUGAUCUAGUCACAGCGACUGGGUUUUAA
This is a messenger RNA of Monopterus albus (swamp eel), 1622 nucleotides long. RefSeq names its product fuzzy planar cell polarity protein (gene fuz). Lineage: Eukaryota; Metazoa; Chordata; Actinopteri; Synbranchiformes; Synbranchidae. The record is from RefSeq and is a predicted model, not a curated record. The transcript has a single exon. Bases 348 to 1622 code for a protein of 424 amino acids. Gene Ontology annotation, biological process: non-motile cilium assembly; vesicle-mediated transport.